AUGAAGAUGGGGCACCAGCUGGGAGAUGUGUCCAUGAGCCAGUGCAACUGCUGCUCUGUGACCCGGGACUCCUUGUCCUACAUCCUCAGCAGGCCCACCCCUGGCAAGUUCAAUGAUUGCCCCAGCAAACGCUUCAGCCAGACUGUCUCCUUCUGCCUUCGUGUAGCAGAUUGCCAGGAGUGGCUCUUGAAGUCAGAAGAGAUUCUGAUGACUCUGGUCCAGGCCCUCGAUGGAUCCUGCAGCUGUGGAGUCUCUGCUGCCUACUUCAAAGAGCCAAAGGCAGCCUGCCAGGACCUGGGGCUUGUGUUCACCACUCUGCUAACUGCUAAGUCAGAGGACCAGCUGAGCAGCCUGCUGCUAGCCUUCAAGACCUUCCUAGAGACGCCCAGACUUGUGAGUUUUGACAGAAGGAACAUCACAGCGGAAAGCUCCUGCUUCAAGGAUAUUAAUGUGCCAGACUUGCCUCCAGGUGUCCCAUCAGAGAUACCAGAAGGGACUCAAGAACCUGUGCAAGUGGCCAAGCUCCUCAUCAACGAGGUGAACCCAGACAACCCAGGGGGAGGAGAGGAUGCAGAGUACAUUGAACUCUUCUACACUGGACGGACACGCUUUGACCUCCAGGGAUACUGGUUGGUCCUCUACAACGGUAAAAAUAACCGGGCCUACCGGGUGUUGGACCUGUCUGGACACCACACGGAUGAGCUGGGUUACUUCUUGGUGGGGAGCAGCGCCAUGAGCCCAGCACCCAUGAUCAGGCUGCCCCCCAACACCAUCCAGAACGGGGCGGACGCUGUGGCUCUCUACUACAGCAACACCACCUUCUACGCAAUGAACAUGGCUGUGACUGCAGAGGGGCUGGUGGACGCUGUGGUAUACACAUCCCAAAUGCUGGCGAAGGCAGACCAGCUGGUCAAAGUGCUCGUACCAGGUCAGAGAAUCCUGUACGAAAAUGAUUCUCACAGCACCGAGGAUGAGUCUCUGAGCCGCUGCCACGGCCUGAGCGAAAAAAUCCAGAGCAGCUUCCAGGUGACCACAGUGACGCCGCUGAGGGAGAACUUCUGCAGCGGCUCCUCGGCGCUGGUCCCUCCUGCCAUCCGCAUCAGUGAGCUGUGCCUAGCUGGUGGCACUACCCCCUUCCGCUUCGUUGAGCUGGAGGGGAAGCCAGGCACCAGCCUGAGAGGGCUCAGUCUGGUCUUCUUGGGGAAGGAGGGCAAGGCGCAUGCCAGUGUCCCACUGAGGGGCACCAUCGGAGUCACGGGCCUCUUCAUGUUUGCGCUGGAUGGAGGGCACGGGCACGAUGGCACAAACCUGACUUUCAAGGGCAUCUCUGCUGCUAGUGAAGGCUCCAGUGCUAUUGCUGUCUAUAGCACCAGCUUGAUUCCUGGUGGCACAAAGGCAACAUCAGAGAACUUGGUGGAUGCCUUGGUUUACACGUGUGAGCCCAGCACAGCUCGAGGACACCUGGACUUCCUUGGACCACCUUACGCUGUGCCCUGCAAUGACGGCAGGCCCGUGUCCCUGAGCCGUUGUUCCUGCGGCAAUGCCAGCACAGAGCUGCAGUUUGCCAUUUCGGACCCUACCCCUGGUCUGCAGAACAGCUGUCCCCAGGACGCCUUCGCGGUGGAUUUCCACCUCUGCCUCCUGACACCCAACUGUUCCACGUGGACCCUGCACCACAAGAAGAUGCUGGAAAGUUUGGGAAGGGCCUUGGUGAGCUCCCUAGAGGAGAAGUGCUCCUGCGGCGUCUCUGAGCUCUACCUGCAAGAGCUGAACCUGAUGUGCCUGGGCUCCCUGGUGAAGGUCUGGGGCCAGAUGUGGGCUCGGCAGCUGGAGCAGCAGCAGUCCAUUGAGACCUGGCGCCAGGGCUUCCUGGCCAGCUCCCACCCCUUCUCUGUGGAUGGGAGAGUGCUGAAAACCAGUCCUGAGUGCGUCACCCCAAAAAAUGCACCAUCCGUGUCGCACAGCGGUGCUUCCUUCCGGGGCUGGGAAGUUGCCCUGUUUGUCGUGGGAUCUCUUCUGCUCAUGUUCUUGUUGGUCAGCCUGGCAUUUUACUUCAUCAAAAGACAUCCCCCAAAUUACACCAACAUUGAAAUGAAUGACCGCGGGGAGAUUGCAGAAGACUUCUAAUGCUCCCGGGCACAGCUGCAGCGACGGGGUCUAACAGCACUGGGGUUAGGCAUGUGUCUCUGCGGGGGGCAGACUGGUUGUCCAGCUCCCCUGUCCACCGGGGUUGCUGCAAGGACCUGCAAAAUGCCCAGGUGUAUAUAUACAUAUAUAUAUAUAUAUGUGUGUGUGCAUACAGCUCUGUGUGUAUGUACAUAUGUGUGUGUGUAUACAAAUACCUGAAUUAUUUUUACACUUCUAAAUUUUUACCUCAGACUAAAG
This is a messenger RNA of Pygoscelis adeliae (Adelie penguin), 2385 nucleotides long. RefSeq lists its product as uncharacterized. The record is from RefSeq and is a predicted model, not a curated record. Lineage: Eukaryota; Metazoa; Chordata; Aves; Sphenisciformes; Spheniscidae. The transcript is spliced from 12 exons. Bases 1 to 2127 code for a protein of 708 amino acids.